Lingula anatina is the source of this 3860-nucleotide messenger RNA. RefSeq names its product ubiquitin carboxyl-terminal hydrolase 37. Gene Ontology annotation, biological process: protein deubiquitination; G1/S transition of mitotic cell cycle. The record is from RefSeq and is a predicted model, not a curated record. Gene Ontology annotation, cellular component: cytosol; nucleus. NCBI's taxonomy places the organism in Eukaryota, Metazoa, Brachiopoda, Lingulata, Lingulida, Lingulidae. Gene Ontology annotation, molecular function: cysteine-type deubiquitinase activity.
CCGGAAGUUAAGGAUUUUAGUACAUCGAUAUCUCCCGCGAAAUAUGUGUGUGUAAAGAUAGAAUUGGCAAAGAGAUACAUCCCACGAUGGAUGAGGGCCCGUUGCAUUUUCCUGGAAACAUUCGCUGCAUGGGACUAGGCAUGGGCGGCACAAGCACCUGUUGGAAGACUGGGGAGCUUGUAAUGCAGCAGGAAAGAGGUGGUUAUAGGUGCACCGUGAAAUAUGCGGUUGGGUCCACUGAUGGAAGUUACUUGUUAAACAAAGAAACAGUUAAAAAUGUGGUAAACAAAAGUCGCAUAAUCAUCCAGUUAAACAAUAGUUCUAAAAAGCAUUCAUAUCCAGGGUAUGGAACCAAGUCAGAAAAAAUACCUGGCAGAUUUACUGAAUAAACUCCGAGCAGGUGACCUUCCAUUGAAAGGACAUGUAGAUACCUCCAGACCUAAUACCACAGUAAUAAGCUCCCCAGUGCAACCCUCAUUGUACAGGCCAACACCACACCAGGUUGCCACACCUGCCAGGACACCUGUAUCUGAGAAACUUAAGCAGGAGUCCAGGGUUCCCAAAGGAAAGCAUAUAAUAUUUGACAUCUCCAGUGGUGAAGAUUUAGAAUUUGAUGAAGAGAAGGAGGACAAAGAAAAUAAGGAAAACAUAACCAGUGGGAAUCAAACUCCAAGUAGAAGUGGUUCAUCAAGGAGCUUCUUGGAACGAGGCCAGGAGAAAUCCCAGGAAAGUCUUCGAGCCACAACUGCCAAGCAGUUCUAUGGUGCUGGGCUCUCUACACCUAGAGAGUAUGGAGGGUUUGCAUAUAGGACUCGCAUCAAUAAACGUAACCCAGGAUUCCUCAGUGAUCCUCACCCUGCUAAACGGUCCAGGCUUGCUGAUGAUGCCUUGUCUUAUACCUGGAAAUCCAGUAAGCCAAGUCUACAGGCAGUCAACAAACAACAGUCAGAAUUACAAGGGUUCUCCAACCUUGGUAACACAUGCUACAUGAAUGCCAUAUUGCAGUCCUUGUAUGGCUUGGAGCCUUUUGCUGCAGACCUGCUGAAAACCAAGUCAGUCUUUUUCAAGAUGAUGAACAAGGAUCCUCCAUCAUUAUAUUUGGCCUUGUACAGACUGCUUCUUGCCAAGAAAAGACAAGGAAAAUCUCCGGAGAAAAAAAGAGAACUCCUUAGAAAUGUGAAACAGGCCAUUUCAAGUUCUGCAAAAAGAUUCUCAGGAAAUGAGCAACAUGAUGCACAUGAAUUUUUAUGUCAAGUUAUAGACCAGUUAAAGGAAGAGGUGAUUAAAGCCAAUGCAGCCACCCCCAGUCCUGACCCAAAAGAUAAAAAUAUGUUCAUGCAGUCGUCCAUAGUCAACCCAACAGUGCAGAACUUUGAAUUUGAAGUUCUUCAUACUAUCCAGUGCCAAGAAUGCAAAGAAGAAGUCUCCAAAGCCGAGCAAUUCAAUGACCUGUCUUUAGACAUGCCCAAAAGAAGGAAAGACCAGGAAUCUCCACCAACAAUCCAAGAUUCCUUAGAUCAGUUCUUCAGGAGAGAAUUCUUGGAAUAUAAAUGUGAAAAAUGUGGAGCCUCAAAGGCUCAGGUUACACAUAAGUUUACAAAGUUGCCAAGAAUAAUAAUCUUGCACCUGAAGAGGUAUCACUUCCAUGUUGGUAAUUCCAUGCAGGCCAAAUCUGGGCGCAGUGUAGGGAUUCCUAAAUUUUUAACACUACAGAAGCAUUGUUUAGAAGAAACCACACCACCAUACCCAGCUGCAGUGCCAUCUGCAAUACAAAGUCCAAGAAAAACUGCUUUGGAUGAGAUUUCCCUGGAAAAUCAAAACCAAACUAUUACUGACACCCCCCGACGCCGCCUAGACUACCCAGUACUUAGCAGUGAGAAGAAGUAUAAAUUCCAACGUAUACGGCCUCCAGCCUCUGAUUCAGACAACGACUCUGUGCAAAAAGUUUUGGAACUCAGCAAACAUGAGACUUCAAAAGAGGAUAUGGAACUUAAAAAGGCAAUUGAGCUGAGCAAAAUGGAGAAUGUGAAAGGUCCCAGUGCUAAUGAAGCUGAAGAACUUGACAGAGCAAUUCAGCUCAGUCUUGGUAAAGCAGAAAAGACAGCUGAGGCUUUGCCUCUUGAUCUAGGCAGUGAAGCUGAAAAACAGAUGAGCAGUGAACUGGACAGACAUGAAAGUCAGUUUAUUAUAGAAAGCAGUAACAUUGAAAGCCUGAGUGAAGAGGACCAGCUCCAAGCAGCGCUGGAAAUGAGUUUACAAGAGGCAGAGGAUUUGAAAAACUCCCAGGAUCCAGAAACUGGAAGCACUUUACAGCUUAUAUCUGAGCAUAAUAACAUUGACAUGGACAAUGUGGCAUUUGAUGAUGUAUCAAAUACAGAAAAUCCCUUUCAGUUAAAAGGUGGUUCAAAGGAAAGUGUUCUUGAUUAUUAUGAUAAUCAAAUUGAUACCAGGCAGCAGGAAAAACAAGAUGUCCAAGUACCUAACUCUAAGAGAAAAAGUGAGGCAGUAGUUCAUGAUCUGCCACCAGAAAUAAUUAUUAGCAGUGAUACGGCUAAAAGCAGCAGUGAACAUGAAAUUGACUUCACGUCUUCCACACCUUUAAAGAUGACAACUCAAACUUACUCACUGAAAAAUUUAAAGCGCUCAGUAGAAAAGAAACCUCCUGUCACUGAAACAAAAGAAAAAGAAUCCCACAAUGAAUCCAAGGACCCCGAUUGGAUAAGGGAUCACCAAAGAAUGCAAGAAGAUGAAGCAAUGAAAGAGGCUAUUAAAAAAAGUAUUGAAGACAUGAAAGAACAGCCAAGGGAUUUUGAUAAAGAUUUGGAGGACGAACAGUUAAGAAAAGCCAUGGAGCUUAGCUUGAAAGACGCCUACCCAGAUGGUGUUAUGGUUAACUAUGACACAGACGAGGAGGAUAUUGAAAACGAGUCGACUUCAGACAGUGAUGAUAAAUGGUAUCAAGAGAAACUGAAACAUAACAUGGAGCAGGGAGACAUGCCCUACUCUUACAGAUUAAUGAGCAUUGUCAACCAUCUAGGCAGUAACUCUUCCUUUGGUCACUAUAACAGUGAUGUGUAUGAUCUUCAAAAGAAAAGCUGGUAUAGUUAUGAUGAUAUAGAGGUCGCCAAGGUCUCAGAGAGAAGGGUACGCACAGACAGGGCAACAACUGGGUACAUAUUCUUCUACAUGAGCAAAGAAAUUGUUGAUGAACAGGAAAGUGCUUACAAGUCUCUUUUCCUAGAGCAAAAGUCUGUUGGAAGUAGCAGCAUUUAGAGUUCUUCCUAAUGUAAACCAUUAAAGGGAGAUCAAAGAGGUUUAAAGAAAAGGUGCAUUCUGUCGAGUUUUGAGUAGGUGCAUAAUCCAGUUUUAUUUGUGCCUCUCAUUCUCUUUAGAGAGUUUAUUUAAGAUUGUUACCCCCGGUAGUUGGUAUACUAAAUUUUACAUAGUAAUGUAUCAUUUAUGUAUACUAUAAAAUAUUCAUUCAAUAUUAUACUUAAGAACGGUGCAAAUGAGAUGAAAUUAUUGUUGUAAUAUUGUAACAUGAAAUUAUUCUCUUCAUUUUCAUGAUAGAGCAGAUAAUAAUGUAUUUUACAUGUAGGCUGUUUUAACAAUAUAAUUAAAAAAUAUAAUUUCAAAAUAGUUCAAAUCGGUGCAAGUAAAGUAAAACCAUUGCUGUAAUUUUGGAAACAACAUGAAACUGUUUUUCUUCAUUCUUUUGAUGCAUUAUUACAUCUUAACAUUCCCUUGGCUUCAUUAAUUUUUAUAGAAAUUGAAUAAAGCUAAGGUGAGACUUGUCAAAGUUUGUGUUUAUCACGUUGUAUUGGUAAAUGGUUGUUUAGAAUAAAUUACCAUUAAGUUAA